AUGAAGUUCCUUUGUGUUUUCUUAUUGUCUCUGGUUCUCUGUGUUGUAUCUUCUACUCUUAUAGCACAACUAGGUCCUCUUUUUUAUAAACAUACUUGUCUUCCCCUUCAUUCAACUGUUCAUCAAGUUCUUCACCAUAUUUCCAAAGGGCCUGCAAAAGAUAAGCGGUUGUUUGCGAGUUUGAUCAGACUUCACUUCCAUGAUUGUUUUGUACAAGUAAAUGGAUGUGAUGCUUCAAUUCUAUUGAAUGAUACAGCUGCCAUAAAGUGUGAACAACUUGCACCUCCAACUAUCAACUCCAUCCGAAGAUUGGAUGUUGUGAAUUUGAUUAAGAAAAAGAUUGAGAAAAUUUGUCCUGGUGUUGUUUCCUGUGUUGACAUUCUUGCACUUGCAACCGAAAUGUCUUCUGAGAUGUCAAAAGGUCCAAAUUGGCAAGUUCCAUUAGGAAGAAAGGAUAGUAUAACAACAAACUUUGACCUAGCAACUUCGAAUAUUCUAGGUCCAACCUCCAACCUCCCUCAACUGAUUUCCAAAUUUGAGAAGAAGGGACUCGAUGUUAAUGAUUUAGUGGCACUCUCAGGUGCUCAUAUAAUCGACCAAGGACGAUGUGUACUUUUUCGCCUUCCAAAUUACACAAAUGAUGGGUCACCUAGGAAAAAUAUCACAAACUUGGACUCGAUAACCCCUAUUGCAUUUGAUAAUAAUUAUUAA
Arachis ipaensis is the source of this 711-nucleotide messenger RNA. RefSeq names its product peroxidase 53-like. Gene Ontology annotation, molecular function: heme binding; peroxidase activity. NCBI's taxonomy places the organism in Eukaryota, Viridiplantae, Streptophyta, Magnoliopsida, Fabales, Fabaceae. The record is from RefSeq and is a predicted model, not a curated record. Gene Ontology annotation, biological process: response to oxidative stress.